Molecule: messenger RNA, 213 nt
Organism: Linum tenue
Lineage: Eukaryota; Viridiplantae; Streptophyta; Magnoliopsida; Malpighiales; Linaceae
Source: the annotation of a GenBank genome assembly
CACUAUCCCGUUUUAGAAGAUGUAGCCACAGGAUCGACUUUUGCUUCUUCUAUUUCAAAGCUGGCGAGGUACGCUGUUGCCAUGGAGUGCCGCCUAGCUAUGGCAGAGCUUCGGGUUACUGAGGCCCGAGAGGAGGCAACUCGUUCUUUGGACGAAAUGAGAAUCCAGAUGAAGACAAGAGAGGAGCAAUUUUCUUCCAAAUCUUGUGAAUGG